Callorhinchus milii (elephant shark) is the source of this 868-nucleotide messenger RNA. Its product is annotated as E3 ubiquitin-protein ligase TRIM39-like. Bases 107 to 868 code for a protein of 253 amino acids. Gene Ontology annotation, molecular function: zinc ion binding. The record is from RefSeq and is a predicted model, not a curated record. NCBI's taxonomy places the organism in Eukaryota, Metazoa, Chordata, Chondrichthyes, Chimaeriformes, Callorhinchidae. The transcript is spliced from 4 exons.
GUCUGUCCCUUUAAACAGCAGUUGGUCUGUGAUCCCCACCCGCACAGCCACUUCCUGGUUUGGGGGAAAGUGAAAGUCCCAAAUAGCGCAAAGCGCUGAUGGUGAAAUGGCGUCUGCACAGGAACUGGAGAACCUGAGAAAUGAAGCCACUUGUUCAAUCUGUCUGGAGUUUUAUACGGAUCCGGUGUCUCUUGGCUGUGGCCACAACUUCUGCAGAGACUGUAUUUUACAGUGUUGGGGCACAGGGCAAGGAAGUGUGUCCUGUCCACAGUGUAGGCAGCAGAUUCCUCAGUGGAGUGUUCGGCUCAACAGAACUCUGUCUAACGUUGUAGAGAGUCUUCAGAGACUAUUCCUGAAUCCGAGGCUGGAAGAGGUGGGAAUCCAGUGUGGAGAGCAUGAGGAGAAGCUGAAACUGUUUUGUGAAAUGGAUCAAAGAGCGAUCUGUGUGGUCUGUGCGAUGUCCCAUGAUCACAAGUAUCACACAGUCAUUCCCAUUCAGGAAGCUGCUGAGCUCCGCAAGCAAAAGCUGCAGAAAGCACUGGACACCCUUCAGAAACAGUUGAAUGAAAUGUUUCAGUGUCAGAAUGAAGAAGGAACCACUCAACUGGAAGUGAAGAGACAAGCCGAGCGUCUGAGGAAGAACAUCGAGCUGAAUUUGCUGAAACGUCACCAGGUGCUGACCGAGGAGCAGAGACAUGAUCAACAAACUCAGACAGCAGGAGGAGCCAUCUUAGGACAAAUAGAAAACAAUAAGAGUGACAUUUCCAAGCAAAUUACUUCUAUUAACCAGAGAAUAGCGGAAAUCCAGACAAGACUGACUCUCCAGAACACCGAAUUCCUGAAGCUUCUGACAGCUCUGUCUGGUUAA